CUUGCAGAGGAGGUCCCAGAAGCACUGUCGUGUAUACGUCGCAGAGGAGAAAAGGAAGGCUGCAUUUGGAGAUAGCAGUCGAGCAAAGGAAGCAAAUCCCUGAGUUCCAGGUACUGAAGAAGGCAGGAGGAAACUCAGAAAGGUACAAAUAAUCCACCUCAGAAGCCAAAGCCAAGCGAGGGUUUGAGAAGACCUUUCAUUUAAUCAUCCACAUGAUCAGUAGGUCCACCCCCACCCCUUAAAACACCAACCACCGCUUGAGCGACAUGAACAGCUCACGUCCUGGCAGCUGCCGGCUACCGGAGCUGCUAGUGCUCCUGCCACUAAGCGUCCUUGGUGCCAUGUCGUCGUUACUGGCACUGGCAGCUGCAGACGAGCAACAACCUUGGCCUAUCACACUACAUCCAAACUGCACCGACAAGUGCGGGAACAUUAGCAUCCCCUACCCUUUUGGCGUCGGACGUGGCUGCUUCCUUGAUGGCUUCCAAGUCACUUGUAACUACUCCUUCAAUCCCCCCCGCCUCUUCCUUGAAGGAUCAUUCCAAUCAAUGGGCAACGGCAGUUUUGAUUCUUCAGGCUCUUUAGAAAACUAUACUUUACCUGAGGAGUCCCUGCCUGUUGAGCUCAUGGACAUAUCACUUGAUCGAGCCGAGGUUCGCGCAUAUGGCUUGGUCAGAUCAGGCUGCCUCACACCAGAUGGUAAUUCCACCUUCCGAAGGUUUCAAACUACACGACUGCAGGAGCCGUUCAUGCUCGCCGCAGGGCGAAAUGCCCUCAUGGGUGUUGGCUGGGGAGUCAAAGUAGACUUGAGUUCUGAUUCACGUGCUGUUAUGCGGACGGAUUCAUCGAAAUACCUGACAUGUCAGUCAGAUGUCGACUCACACUUCGAUUUGGUCAAAGACAAGGAAUGCUCGGACUUUGGGUGCUGCCAAAACGUACUGAAGGAGGGCAACCAUGCAGUUUUUGGAGUCCACUUCUCAUUUGACCAAGUGAGUUCCUGUGUCGGCUGCCCAUGCUCCUAUGGCAUGCUGGUGGAGAGUUCAUUUUACACCUUCUCCACGAAAGACAUAUUUGACUACGAUGUUUUGCCCAAGAAAUACCCCCGGGGCGUCCCAUUCGUCAUCGACUUCGCCAUCCGGAAUGGGUCGUGCCCCGUUGCAGGAGGGCCGCCACCGCCACCUGACUACGCCUGCCGCAGCAGCAACCACGUCUGUGCCAACGCAACCAGCGGAGGCUAUCUCUGCAAGUGCUCCGAGAACUACCAGGGCAAUCCUUACAUCCCCAAUGGAUGCAAAGACAUCGAUGAGUGUGCGCUCCGAGAAAAGUAUCCCGAUAAGCAAAAGGAUUAUCCUUGCUCCAGUGAUGGAAUCUGCGUCAACAAGCCUGGAGGUUAUGAUUGUCAUUGUAAACACGGAAUGAGAGGCGACGGCAAAGCUGGAACUUGCACGGAGCAAUUUCCUCUACGAGCAAAGAUUGCUGUGGGUGGUGUCGGUGCUCUUUUAGCUACAUCAAUCUGUGUGUUCCUCGUACUUCUGCGCAGAGAGAAAAGAAGGAUGAAAGAAUAUUUUGACAAGAAUGGCGGCCCUAUUCUAAAAGAAGUAAGCAAUAUAAAGAUAUUCAAAAAAGAGCAGCUCAAGCCAAUUUUGAAGAGCUGCAAUAUUGUUGGAAAAGGUGCCUUCGGUGAAGUUUAUAAGGGGUUACUUGAUGACAAACAAGUUGCAGUUAAGAAACCUGCAGUUAAUGUUGAUACAGCACAAAAGGGACAGUUUGCAAAUGAGGUCAUCAUCCAGUCACGCAUCAUCCACAAAAACAUUGUCAGGCUGAUUGGUUGCUGCUUAGAAGUUGAUGUGCCUAUUUUAGUUUAUGAGUUCAUCUCCAAAGGUAGCCUGGACGACAUUCUUCAUGGCCACAAAAAGGAAGCUUUGAAUCUGGAUCAACGUCUAUGUAUUGCUGCAGAAUCAGCUGAGGGCCUAGCCUAUAUGCAUUCAAAAACCACUAAUACAAUUCUGCAUGGAGAUGUUAAACCAGCUAACAUACUCCUGAAUGACGAGUUUGUACCAAAGAUUUCUGACUUUGGGAUAUCAAGGCUGAUAGCUAUAGAUAAAGAACACACAGAUGAUGUCAUUGGUGACAUGAGUUAUAUGGAUCCAGUUUACAAAGAAAAAGGCUUAUUGACUAAGAAAAGUGAUGUCUACAGUUUUGGAGUAGUGCUUUUGGAACUCAUUAGCAGGAAGAAAGCAACAUAUGCUGAUGACCACAACAGCUUAGUUAUGAGCUUUCUUGAUGCUCGCAAAAUACAGAGCAGAACAACUGAGCUGUUCGACGAGGACAUUACUAGAACAGCAAGAGACAUAGAGAUUCUUGAGUGCCUUGCAGGGAUUGCUGUCGAUUGUCUGCAAUAUGAUGUGGAUCAGAGACCUGAGAUGACAGAUGUAGCAGAACGUCUUCUCAUGUUGAGGAGAUCUCAUGACAAGUAGUGUGCCGACCAGGUCGUUUGCUUAUUGCCAAUAGUUUGUUGUGUGUUCUGUUAUGAAAAGUUAUAUAUAUGCAGCGAAUAAGCAGGUGUUGAACUAUCAAUGGGCUGGGGUUGUAUUCUAGAUUUUUAGCUUUUGUCUCGCAAGAUAUCGUGCAAAACACAAGCAGGGGUCGUCUCAGUAUUAGUUAAAAUUUGUGUUAUGCUGUAAUUCAUGGAAAAUCUUCGUAUCGAGUUGUUUGUAACAUUUGUCUCCUGAACAUGUAAUGCUGAUUGCUGGCUAUUGACUA
Panicum virgatum (switchgrass) is the source of this 2763-nucleotide messenger RNA. RefSeq names its product wall-associated receptor kinase 4-like. Gene Ontology annotation, cellular component: plasma membrane. The transcript is spliced from 4 exons. The record is from RefSeq and is a predicted model, not a curated record. NCBI's taxonomy places the organism in Eukaryota, Viridiplantae, Streptophyta, Magnoliopsida, Poales, Poaceae. Bases 267 to 2477 code for a protein of 736 amino acids. Gene Ontology annotation, molecular function: protein serine/threonine kinase activity; calcium ion binding; ATP binding. Gene Ontology annotation, biological process: protein phosphorylation; cell surface receptor signaling pathway.